GCCCCUGCAGUCAGCACAUUUGCUCGCAGCAGAAGGUCGUGGUUUGCUUGUACGUUAGGAACAAGCAGUUUCGGCCGCUUCCUGGAUGAUUAUUUUGGAGACUGUCACAUCCCAUCAUCAGCUGGUCGCUCCUCCCCUCCGCAGCGAGUUCACUCACUGCAUCCCUCUCGCUCUCUCUCUCUCCUUAUUGCUCUCUCUCUCUCUCGCUUCAAAACAGACUUUUCACCUUAAUACUGGCCGAACUUCAUUUUUUUUUUGGCUUUGUGAUUUGCUCCUGGUGUUUUUGUUUCCAUUUUGUUCCCCCCGCUACCUCCUGUAGAAUUCAGUAAUUUUGGAGGCACAGGGAAGGAUUUCUUCCUCAGCUGGUGUCGAAGGUUCCAGGAGGAAGAGGCGGGAUGGGACCGUUUAAUGAAUAUCACAAGGAUCAGAAGGUGCGAGAGAAGCGAAGUCCACGCAGCCGCAUCCCGAGACUGGUUCUCCGCCCUUAUCCCCACAUCCAGAAAGGAUCGCCCUCCUCCGAGUCCCCGAUCUCCGAGGAGGAGAGUCGGGAUUACGACCUGAGCUCCGGGCACUCCCGGAGGUCCACCACCGUCAGCAGCAUCAGCUUCUGUUCAGAUGAUACAGGAUGUCCCAGCAGCCAGUCAGUGUCUCCAGUUAAAUCCCCUUCGAAGUCAGCCAGUUCCCUGUUGACAUUUCCCACAGUGAGUGAAGAGGAAGAAAGUGGACGGAAACCAAACUCUGGAGCUGCAACAGAGUGGAGCGUUCAGCACGUCAAACACAAGAGGGAACAAACAUUAUGUCUGGUGCAACCAGGCAGUGAAGCUGACUUUAGUUCCUCCAGUAGCACAGGCAGCAUCUCAGCACCUGAAGGUCUUAUGUCCAGUACAGGUGGUAAGCGGAGCUCGGCUUCCCGCAGCCGUGGUGUUCAUGGGAGAGGUAAUGCAUCGAGUGGCCUCAAACAGUCGGGGAGCCCAACUGUAGCACGUGAGAAAGAUCCAGUCUCAGCAGUGUAUAGAAAUACAGCGAACAUUCGCGAUACCUAUGGAGCUUCAUCUCGCAGCAGUAGCAGUAACUCUGGUUCAUAUAAAGGCAGUGACAGCAGUCCAACUAUCAGGCGCUCUGGUAAAUACACUUCUUGCAGUGAUAAUCAUGGCAUUACGCCCCCAAACCCGGAGCAGUACUUGACUCCACUGCAACAAAAGGAGGUUACCAUUAGACAUCUGAGGACAAAACUAAAGGAUUCUGAAAGCAGCCUUCAAGAGAGGUGGGAAUCUGAAGUUGCAGAUCUCAAGUCCCAGCUUGCUCGCAUGCGGGAAGACUGGAUUGAGGAAGAAUGCCACCGAGUUGAAGCCCAGUUAGCGCUGAAGGAAGCUCGAAAGGAAAUCAAGCAACUACGUGAGGUGAUUGACACUAUGAAGAACAGUCUGGUUGAAAAGGACAAAGGUGUUCAGAAAUACUUUGUUGACAUUAACAUCCAAAAUAAGAAACUUGAGUCUUUGCUGCAGAGCAUGGAGUUAGCUCAGAAUGGUACUUCAAGGGAUGAUUCAUCUCUGGACUGCAUGUGUCCAUCACCAGUAAAGUCAUUGGCUCGAAGCACUACCUACACAAAAAUGACUGAAGCCAUGGGCCUAGAAGAUCAAGCAGUUGAAGAAAUGGCUGAUAGUGGUCUGUUGGCCAAUGAUGACAUGGCAAGCAGAACAGAUCUCUUUGAUCAAAUUCUUAGGUCAAAACCUGCUGAAGGUAGCCCCGGAGAUGGCUCUUGGCCUCAAACCGCGGAAAGGCAGGUAACACUUGUUAACAGGGCAGCACGUGAGAUUUCUGAUCAGAGUGGCAUGAUCUUUGUAACCAAUGAUAAUAAGCUGGUGAGGGAGCAGGCUAUUCAGACUGAUGUAGUACCGUAUAGCCCAGAUGUACAAAACCUCAUUCUGCAUAUUUUGAAAUCACAGCAUAAUAGCCCAGUCAGUCCCAUAUCUUCAACUUGGGUGUCAGAUGUCAGUCAAGCAGCAAGUGCCCCACAGUUUGAAACAAUAGUCAGUGAUGCCUUGCUGGAUUUGACUCCAAACAAUCCUAACACUGCGAUUCUAGUAUCUAAAGUGGAACCUGUUAACCAUUUCAUGAGCCCUGAGGCAUACACUUACAAUCAACAUUUGCCCAGAUUAAAACAUAUGACAGAACAUACUUUCACAUCCACGCCCGAUGUAACAGAUGGUGGUGAAUGUGUUGUGUCAGAGGAGCAGCCAUCUGCAUUGUGUCAGAAAAGCUACUGGAGCAGCCAUUUUAUCGUUGAUUUAUUGGCAGUGGCUGUUCCUGUAGUGCCAACUUUGGCAUGGGUAUUUUCCACACAUAGAGGAGGAACAGAGCCCCUGUACAAUAUUGGGACUCUGCUGCGUGGAUGCUGUUUGGUGGCCUUGCACUCUUUGCGCCAUACACCUCGCACACUGUUUUGCCACUCAGAUAAAAAUAAAGACAACCACUAAUUGCACUUCGAUUUUAGUUUAGGAUACUUGAAGAGUACUGGAAUUAGCUUAUUGCAUCGUCUUUGUAUGUGGCUAGGUGUGUUUCACCACAUCAGUGAGGUUUAAUUUGCACUGUUAAUAAGUAUAGAUAUAUUACUUGACUUAUGGUGGAAUGAGUUUACAGUGUUGCAAGCUGCUUUUGAAGAAUGGGUAAUGUGAAUGCUUUCCUUGAGUGAGGGGAAAUAAAUUUAUGUGGCCAAAGUUGAUCCACUACUGAGCACUAUGUCAAUAGACUUUGUAGCGGUGACGUUUUUGAAAAGACAUGGAAAAGUGAUGUAUUUUUGUUGACGUAUAUGGGCCUGGAUCUCAAUUUGAACACUGUUAUAGGCACUAAAGUACAGUUCUAAACACUUAUUCUUCCUGUUGGUGAAAACUGCCUUCAGAGUUUUGAACAGAAAAUAACUGAUACUGAUCUUCUAAGGCAGCUGGCUCCAGAAUCUGCUUAAACAUACUUUUCAAUGGCUUAUUACAGCUCAGCUGUGUACUUUAUUGCUGCUUUUAGAAGCUUAACAAGUUUAAUCGUCAUGCUGUACUUUUAAGUUGAUGAUAAAACUGAGUGCAACCAAAGUUUUUUGGUCUUCUGUUGUCUGUAUGUUUUUGAUGGUAUGGGAAUGUGUAAUGGAAACUGGAACCUCUUGUUACUGUUCAGUUGCAUCAGUACAAGCAUUGAUUAGUUGGAUCAAGUGAUAUUACAGUGACCUGUAUAAGUAGUUGCUACGUGCAGUACAUUGACAUGUUUUUAAAGUAAUCAACAAGAUGCUUUGUGUAUUUGCUUCUGGCAAAGGAAUUGCAUUUUUAUGAUUUAUGUGUUGUGUUCGAGCCAUGUGCAAUAUUGUUGAAUUGUUUACUUUUACUUUACUGUAUUUCAGAUGUUUCUAAAUUAAAGGUUAUAAAUUUAUUACAUUAAAGCAUGCCAGAAAAAAGUUA
This is a messenger RNA of Chiloscyllium plagiosum (whitespotted bambooshark), 3443 nucleotides long. It is a transcript of the gene sybu, whose product is annotated as syntabulin (syntaxin-interacting). Gene Ontology annotation, cellular component: cytoplasmic microtubule. The record is from RefSeq and is a predicted model, not a curated record. Gene Ontology annotation, biological process: synapse maturation; axonal transport of mitochondrion. Lineage: Eukaryota; Metazoa; Chordata; Chondrichthyes; Orectolobiformes; Hemiscylliidae.